AUGGCGGAUUCAGAAAGCACACCCAGCAAGUCGAAGUCAAGACCACCAGCACCUCAACGGACAAAUUCAGAUCAAUCAGAAGAUCAGGGCUAUGAAUCCAGGUCAAGAUCAGCGUCUCGACGCCGCAGAAGGCAGAACCAACGACAAAAAGGUCAAGGACAGGGUAAGGCUCAGGCUGGCAAAGCUAAAGCACAGUCAAUGGCAGCCGUCCAGGAGCAGGAAGAGCCUGAGGAAGAAGAGGUAGACGAGGAGGUCCAGCAGGGGUAUGCACCGAAAUCACAAUGGCUGAAGAAUCCUGAGCCUCGAGACACCACAGAGACUCAACCUUUUGACUGGAUAAAACCUGCUUCGCAGGGCAUGAUGGGACCUGUAACAUAUGCAAAAAUGAUGCGAGGCGAGAUUCCAUGGCGAGGACCUCCUCCAAGACAACCAUAUGAAACGACACAAGGAGUCGAUGCGAAGACAAACGCGCCGGAUCCUAUGGAACAGGACGGACUGAAACUGAGGAUAGAGUUAAACCUCGAUAUCGAGAUUGAGCUGAAGGCCCACAUCCAUGGUGACUUGACGCUGGCGCUGUUGCUUCGCAGCCCGUCAGACUACACCAGGGUCCUUGAUACCGGCGCCUUACUGCUGUACUUCCCAGCCCCGAAUUCUGUUACAGGCGAGGACGUGCUUGAGCUGCAUGUUCAUGGUGGUCCAGCAAUAGUUCGAAGUAUCCUUGAAGCACUUCCAGAGUGUUCUGGACCUGAAAAGAAUGUCAUACGAGCAGCAGCGGCGGGAGAGUUUACAAAACGUGCUUUCUAUAAUGGUCGCAUCGACCUUACAGAAGUUGAAGCUCUAGGCGAAGCUCUAGCAGCUGAAACAGAGCAGCAGCGUCGACUUGCUGUAAGUGGUGCUGCUAGUGCCUUGACACAAAGAUACGGACAAUGGCGUAGCAUGUUACUCUAUGCUCGCGGUGAGCUUGAGGCUCUGAUAGAUUUCUCAGAGGACCAGCACUUUGACGAGAGUCCGGCGGAGUUCAUGAGCAGUGUUUCAAAGCAGGUACUGGAUCUGAAAAGCCAACUGGAGCUUCACAUCCUCAACUCUGGAAGAGGAGAAUUGCUUCGAAGUGGUAUCAAUGUAGCAUUGCUUGGUGCUCCAAAUGCAGGCAAAAGUUCCUUGCUAAACAGAAUCGUUGGCCGUGAAGCUGCUAUCGUAUCGGCGGAAGAGGGUACGACUAGGGAUAUUGUUGAUGUCAACAUUGACCUUCAAGGAUGGCUUGUGCGACUAGGAGAUAUGGCUGGUCUUCGAUCAGAUCAUACAGACACUGCUGCCGCCGUACAAGCUGGUAAGCCAUCGACCUUCCCAGCCAACGUCAACAUAGGAGAAAUAGAACGAGAGGGCAUGCGCAGAGCUCGGGAGCGAGCCCUACAAUCAGACCUCAUUCUCGUCCUAAUCUCUCUUCAAGAAACGCCAGAGGGCACCGUCGGACUGGCCAUCAACGAGGAACUCGUCUCUGCUGUUCGGCAAUGUCGCACAUCCAGGAAGGACAUGCUCUUUGUCGUCAACAAGAUUGACCUACUGCAGUCCCAGACAGCUCGCCACAAGGUCUCAAUUUCUAGGCUCCUUUCAUCUCUUAUCGACACAUUCCCCGAUACAGACCCCAACGAAGUCUUCUGCAUUUCUUGCAAAGAUGCGGACUUGUUUGUUCCUGAUGAAUCAGAUGCUGGUGGGUUGCAGACGUUCAUUGCUGGUCUGGUCCAAAAACUUUCUUCCAUGACUGCAGCAGUCGCAAGCUUGCCUAAUUCCGAUACGACACAGAUGUCAGCAGCCGAUGCUCAGAGCUAUUGGGCGGCGAGUCUCAAUGUUACACAUCAUCAAGGUCAGGCUCUGCGACAAUGUCUGACACAUCUGCAGGACUUUCUCAGCAUUAGUCUGCCCAACGCGCACUCACAUCUGUUAGUUGAAGCGAGCGCUCAGGUGAUGACCGGGCCAGGAGAGUCUUCCCAUGGCGGAGAAUAUUUCGACACAACUGAAAUGUUGCAGACAGAGCGCAAGCCACAACAUCAAGAUUACCAUAUCGACAACCACGAAGACAUCGUGGGUCAAAUUGAAGACAUACGUGAACAAUUUCACACCAGUGAAGCGAUGCGACAAUCACACAAACACCUUCAGAAUCCGCAUUUUCACGCAGAGAACGCUGAACUCAGUGAAAAUAUCGAUCUCGAUGGCGAAUUUGAUGUUGUGACUGCCGCAGAGCAUCUACGACAUGCAGCGAAUUGCUUAGCGAAGCUGAUAGGUCGAGGGGAUGGACUUUCUUCAGGUGCAGACGUUGAAGACGUCCUAGGCGUGGUUUUCGAAAAGUAA
This is a messenger RNA of Lithohypha guttulata, 2346 nucleotides long. RefSeq names its product mitochondrial splicing system protein (gene MSS1). The transcript is spliced from 2 exons. Gene Ontology annotation, cellular component: mitochondrion; cytoplasm. The record is from RefSeq and is a predicted model, not a curated record. Bases 1 to 2346 code for a protein of 781 amino acids. Gene Ontology annotation, biological process: tRNA methylation; tRNA wobble uridine modification. NCBI's taxonomy places the organism in Eukaryota, Fungi, Ascomycota, Eurotiomycetes, Chaetothyriales, Trichomeriaceae. Gene Ontology annotation, molecular function: protein binding; GTP binding.